This is a messenger RNA of Diceros bicornis minor, 1521 nucleotides long. It is a transcript of the gene UBE2I, whose product is annotated as ubiquitin conjugating enzyme E2 I. Lineage: Eukaryota; Metazoa; Chordata; Mammalia; Perissodactyla; Rhinocerotidae. The transcript is spliced from 7 exons. The coding region runs from base 425 to 952 and encodes 175 amino acids. Gene Ontology annotation, cellular component: nucleus. Gene Ontology annotation, biological process: protein sumoylation. Gene Ontology annotation, molecular function: SUMO conjugating enzyme activity. The record is from RefSeq and is a predicted model, not a curated record.
GUGCCAUCUCUGUACUUGUCCAUAACUCAGUUGAACUGCUCUCUGCCCCACUGGCACAUUUCCGCUGCAUUGCCUUUCAAGAAUAAGGGUUAUUCUCCUGGCUGCGCCCAAAUCUGAAUUCUGAGCCCCUGAUUCUGAGCUGGGGGCCUGACAGCGCCCCCACAUCCCUGUACAGGCAGAGGCGAGCACGCCAUCACUGCCCCUCCUGGGUCUCGGGCUAGUGCUCUGGACACCCCUACCUUGUCCCUGCUGUUUCUGCGGAGUCUGAUGGUGGAAUUGUAAUCCCUGUUACUCUGGCCCACUGCCGCAUGUGACUGAAGAGGGCAGGACAGGUGUGCAGGUGUCUGUUGGGAGUGCCCAGUGUCCCCUCCCCCGCAGCACCUAGCAGCUGUGUGGCUUCACCUCUCUGAACCUCUGUGUCACCAUGAAAUGGAGUCCACGGCGUGUGCCGUGGAGCCCUGGAGGGACUUUGAAUAUGUCGGGGAUCGCCCUCAGCAGACUCGCCCAAGAGAGGAAAGCUUGGAGAAAAGACCACCCAUUUGGUUUUGUGGCUGUCCCGACAAAAAACCCCGACGGCACGAUGAACCUCAUGAACUGGGAGUGUGCCAUUCCAGGAAAGAAAGGGACUCCAUGGGAAGGAGGGUUGUUUAAACUGCGGAUGCUUUUCAAAGACGAUUAUCCAUCCUCACCACCAAAAUGCAAAUUUGAACCACCGUUGUUCCACCCAAACGUGUACCCUUCAGGCACAGUGUGCCUGUCCAUCCUCGAGGAAGACAAGGACUGGCGGCCAGCCAUCACGAUUAAGCAGAUCUUACUAGGAAUACAGGAACUUCUAAAUGAACCAAAUAUCCAAGAUCCAGCUCAAGCAGAGGCCUACACGAUUUACUGCCAAAACAGAGUGGAAUACGAGAAGAGAGUUCGAGCACAGGCCAAGAAGUUUGCACCCUCAUAAGCAGCAACCUUGGGGCAUCUAAAAGGAAGGGAUUGGUUUGGCAAGAACUUGUUUACAACCUUUUUGCAAAUCUAACGUUGCUCUGUACAAUUACUAGUCACCUGGGGAGGGUUGGACGGGCGCCAUUUUCCAUUUCCGCCACUGGUACACAGUUCUCGACUCGCUGAAUUGCCCAGUUUUUCAUACAGGGUCUCUUCCUUCAGUCUUUUGUAUUUUUGAUUGUUAUGUAAAACUUGCUUUUAUUUUAAUAUUGAUGUCAGUAUUUCAACUGCUGUAAAAUUAUAAACUUUUAUACUUCGAUGAGCCCCCAGAGCUCGAUCCCUCGCUCACGGACGCGGCAUGCUUCUCCCAGUCAGAGCUGCGCGUGGCCUCAGCUGGCUGCAUGAGAAAGGAAGUCCGCCUGCCCCUCCCACCGCACUGUUCUCUCUCCGCAGAACCUGGGUUGUGUUGCUUACGAGCCCCAGAUCCAAAGUCAGCCAGCACCUCGUCUCCGCAUCACUUCCUUUGUGUUUAUAUGGCGUUUUGUCUGUGUUGCUGUUUAGAGUAAAUAAACUGUUUAUAUAAAGGUU